Messenger RNA from Pecten maximus, 489 nucleotides. RefSeq names its product protodermal factor 1-like. Lineage: Eukaryota; Metazoa; Mollusca; Bivalvia; Pectinida; Pectinidae. The record is from RefSeq and is a predicted model, not a curated record. Bases 1 to 489 code for a protein of 162 amino acids. The transcript is spliced from 2 exons.
AUGGAGUACAUUUGUGGUUAUAUCCCCGAGCGGACUCCAGAGUCUCGAGAUGGUAUUGCUCACUGCGAAGCGCAAAAGGAUACGCGACAAGAGGUGCCGCCCCUAUUACCCAAUACCCCACACUACCAGAGCCCACAUCCAUCAUCAACAAACGACAUCACACUCCCACACACCCUACCUAUCUACCCACAGACCAACCCCACACACAACAACUACCCCAACGAACCAACAUCAAACCGUAGACCACGCCACCCCACCACCACACCCCACACACCCCUACACACCAUCACCCCACCAAACCCCACACACCAUCACCCACACACCAUCACCCCACCCACCCCACCCCACCCCACCCGACCCACAAACCCCGACAGCACCAUCUACCCACCCCACCACACAGACCAUUUACCCCCACAACAUCAACCCCACAUCUACCCAAAACCCCAAUCACCCCUACAUCUAACCAAACUACCCCUACCAUACCAUUAA